This is a messenger RNA of Melospiza georgiana, 7093 nucleotides long. It is a transcript of the gene MCTP1, whose product is annotated as multiple C2 and transmembrane domain containing 1. Gene Ontology annotation, molecular function: calcium ion binding. Gene Ontology annotation, cellular component: synaptic vesicle membrane. Gene Ontology annotation, biological process: regulation of neurotransmitter secretion. The record is from RefSeq and is a predicted model, not a curated record. NCBI's taxonomy places the organism in Eukaryota, Metazoa, Chordata, Aves, Passeriformes, Passerellidae.
AUUUCCCCAGCGCUUUCUGUACAUGUAUGAGGAAAUCCCACUGAACCUUCCCUCCACAAAGCUACUGCGGGUCGGGGAUGAUGCAUGCUGCACAGGGAGCCUCCUCCCAUUCCCACCUUCACCCGCGGAUCUGGAUGUUUCCCGGCCGCGUGGGGAGCGCAGCAGCCGGGCGCCCACACGCCGCCACCCGCGGCCUCCCGCCCUCGCGAAGGGGAGCCCGUCCCGGCCGCAGGAACAGGUGGGGCGGACGGCAGGGCACAGCCCGCCUGCCGGGCCCUCACCUCGUUGCCGCGCUGUCUGCGUGCGAGCCGCUGCUCCCCCUGCACCUCACCCAGAAAUUUUUUUUUUGCCAGGCUUCGCGCCGCCCGCCGCCACCGAAGGAGCACCCAGGGUGGUUGUGGGCUUAGGGUGGCAAACUUUCUGCCCAGAUGGGCCAGGGUGGCAGCUUCGACCUCCCUUUCUGUUCAACAUCACGGCUGCAGCACCAUCCUCCCUCGGGGGCGCCACGCUGAGCGGGGGGCGGUGCGGUGGAGCCCUGCGCUCGUUCCGGCAGCGGGCGCCGCUCCGUUUCGGUCCGCCCCGCACCGGAGAGAGCGCGGCAGGCUCCGGCGGGCUCUGCUGCUGCUCCUGCUGCUGCUACUGCCGCCGCCACCGCUGCCCCCGUCGCAGGAGGAGAAAGAUGGAGCCGGGCAAGGAGCCCCGAGUGACCGCGGGGGAGAAGCCCAGCGAACCAGAGCCGGCGGUUUCCUUCCAGGCCCGGCUGUGGAAGAACCUGCAGCUGGGGGGCAAGGGCCGGAGCGGCGGCGGGCGGGCAGCAGCCGAGCGCCGCACUGCGGAGCCCCUCGCCCCGCCACCGCCGGCCGGCAGCAAGGGGGACCUCCAGCCCGGCGGCAAGUGGAGCGGCUUCAAGCGACGGCGGCAAGUGCUAGACCGCGUCUUUUCGUCCUCCCAGCCCAACCUAUGCUGCUCGGCCGCCGAGCCGCUGGAGCCGGCCGGCGAGUCCGGCUCCGCCCUGCGCCGCCUGCGGGAGCACCUGCUUCCCCAAGGCAAGGGGCCGCCGCCCGGCCGCCGCCCGGAGCCCGCGGCCGGCGCUGAGGGGCCGGCGGGUGGCAGGGAGGGGCGCCGGCCCGGGGCGCACCUGUCCCACCAGAAGAGCUCCUCGCUGCCCAGUACCGCCUGCCUGGAGCAGCUGCUGCAGGGAUCGCCCGCUGCCGGCAGGAUCCAGGACCAGCGGACGGAGGACGGCGACAGCAGCGCGAGAACAAAUUCAUUUGGAACUAGUAAUGCAGAUUUCCCCCCUGGGGACCCUGGAAUGUACCAGUUGGAUGUUACACUAAGAAGAGGACAGAAUCUAGCUGCACGGGACCGUGGAGGAACAAGUGAUCCAUAUGUCAAGUUCAAACUUGGAGGAAAAGAAGUAUUUAGAAGUAAAACAGUACACAAGAACCUCAAUCCUGUGUGGGAAGAAAAGGCUUACAUUCUUAUAGAUAACUUAAGAGAACCAUUGUAUAUAAAGGUAUUUGAUUAUGACUUUGGACUUCAAGAUGACUUCAUUGGUUCAGCAUUUUUGGAUCUCACAUCAUUGGAAUUAAACAGGCAAACAGAUGUUACUUUGAGUCUGAAGGAUCCUCAUUACCCUGACCAUGAUCUGGGAAGUAUAUUCCUGUCAGUCCUGUUGGCUCCAGGAGACCAGCGAGAAGCGACAAUGCUAAUGAGGAAGAGUUGGAAAAGAUCAAGUAAGUUUCAGACCCAGAGCUUACGUCUCUCAGACCUGCACAGAAAGUCUCAGUUAUGGAGAGGGAUAGUUAGUGUUACCUUAAUAGAAGGCCGUGAACUUAAGGCGAUGGAUGCAAAUGGACUCAGCGAUCCUUAUGUCAAGUUUCGUUUGGGGCAUCAGAAGUACAAGAGCAAGAUUGUUCCAAAAACUUUGAAUCCUCAGUGGAGGGAGCAGUUUGACUUUCAUCUGUAUGAAGAACGAGGUGGAAUUAUUGAUAUUACCGUGUGGGACAAAGAUGUUGGCAAAAAGGAUGAUUUCAUUGGCAGGUGCCAGAUUGACCUGUCCACCCUGAGUAAAGAGCAAACCCACAAGCUGGAGGUGCCGCUAGAGGAGGGAGAGGGAUACCUGGUGUUGCUGGUCACUCUCACAGCCUCAGCUGCAGUCACUAUCUCUGACCUCUCCAUCAACUCCCUGGAGGACCAGAAGGAGCGAGAGGAGAUUCUGAAGAGAUAUAGUCCAAUGAUGAUGUUCCAUAACAUCAGCGAUGUGGGAUUUCUUCAGGUGAAGGUCAUCAGGGCAGAAGCAUUGAUGGCAGCGGAUGUCACAGGUAAAAGUGAUCCAUUUUGUGUAGUUGAAUUGAACAAUGACAGACUGCUGACACAUACUGUCUACAGGAACCUCAAUCCAGAAUGGAACAAAAUCUUCACAUUCAAUAUAAAGGACAUCCACUCAGUGCUUGAAGUGACAGUUUACGACGAAGACCGUGAUCGAAGCGCUGACUUUCUAGGCAAAGUUGCUAUACCAUUGCUGUCUAUUCAAAAUGGUGAACAGAAAGCCUACGUCUUGAAAAACAAGCAGCUGACAGGGCCAACAAAGGGGGUCAUCUAUCUUGAAAUAGAUGUGAUUUUUAAUGCUGUGAAAGCCAGCAUACGAACCUUAAUGCCCAAAGAACAGAAGUACAUUGAAGAGGAAGACAGACUGUCUAAACAGCUGCUGCUAAGGAACUUCAUCCGGAUGAAGCAUUGUAUCAUGGCGCUCGUUACUGCUGUCUGCUAUAUUAGCAGUUGUUUUGACUGGGAUUCUCCUCCAAGAAGUCUAGCUGCUUUUUUGCUUUUUCUUUUUGUGGUCUGGAACUUUGAGCUCUACAUGAUACCACUGGCUUUGCUGCUGCUGCUGGCAUGGAACUACUUCUUGAUCGUAUCAGGAAAAGAUAACAGGCAACAUGAUACAGUAGUGGAGGACAUGCUAGAGGACGAGGAAGAAGAGGAUGACAGAGAUGACAAGGACAGUGAAAAGAAAGGAUUUAUGAAUAGACUUUAUGCCAUCCAGGAGGUGUGUGUCACUGUCCAGAAUAUCCUAGAUGAAAUUGCUUCCUUUGGUGAGAGGAUCAAGAAUACAUUCAACUGGACUGUCCCAUUCCUGAGCUGGCUGGCAAUUGUUGCCCUCUCUGUGUUCACCAUCAUCCUGUAUUUCAUUCCACUGAGAUACAUUGUCCUUGUCUGGGGCAUCAAUAAAUUUACAAAGAAGAUUCGAAAUCCAUAUGCAAUUGAUAACAAUGAGCUACUUGACUUUCUGUCCAGAGUCCCUUCUGAUGUGCAAGUGAUGCAAUACCAUGAACUGAAACAAGAUCCCACUCACAGCCCAAGCAAGAGAAAGAAAAACAAUCUUGCCUAGCCGACUUCAUGUGUUGAGGAGACCAGCAUCUGCCAGGGGAAGAUAAAAGAGCAAGCCUAAGAAGCGUUUCCUUUCUCUAAGAUUUUUAUUUAUCUUGCCUUUUUAUCUAUUGGGGAGAUUUUGUAACAGUAUUAAAAGGUGGAAAAUGACUUCUCAUGGAAAAUCUAUUUCUCAUUGUAAAGAUAUUUGUUUCAAGUAGGGUUUUUGUCAUUUUAAAGCCUUGUUAGAAAUAAUAUAACACAUUAAAUGAGUCAAUCUAAAAUGGAGAAUAUAUAUUGCUACUUGGUGGUCAAAGAUACAUGAGAUAGUAAAAUCAUGCUAACAAAAUCUACAAAACACUAAAUCUGACUCAGAAAUUCCUCAUAUUUUAUUUGUGAGCCUUCAUAUUUUUAUCCAGUUAGUCAUCAUCACAAUUUUCUAUGUUUUAUAUAUUGCAAGAGAAAUGCAAUGUAGUGGAGCCUACUGCACUUAUGUUUUAGUAGAUUUUUUUAAAUUUCAGACCCUGAUGUUAACUUCUGGUGCAACAUUUUUCUAUGUGGUAGGGCUGCUUAUAAGACAGUGAGAAACACCAAGUGCAAAUCUCUUUGUGGAGCUCCCAAAAGCAGUUCCUGCUGUCUUUAUCAUUCCAUUGUAAGACCUAAAAAUCUCUGUUUCAAAAUACUGCCAGGUUUGUAACUGAUUGCCUGUCAUAUUUUUCUACAUGUACCAGUAGUCUUCAUUUGUACUACAUAGCUUAGCUCUAAUGGGUAAAAUUAACUCCAUACUGCUUUGGGUGUCAUGCUAUGAACACGUUUUUGUGCACAUAACUAUUUUAAUAUGGAUAUCUUGCAGAAAAGGUUUUUCAUUCAAAUCACAAGAUCAUAUUAAUAUGCUUUAUGGUAUAACAUUGCCUGUUACCAAUGUGAAAUACCGUGUAGAGGAAAAAAAAUGAAGUUACGGUAAAACUGAUACACCAGGGUUUUUUCCUUAGUUAAUAAUGUCGGUUCUUCUGAUACAAUCUUUCCCUACUGCAUGGAAACUGCAUUAUCUUAUAAAUUACAUGGAACAUAGAUGAGAAACAUUUACAUUUCAAAUGUCUUAGUGGCCACUGCAUAACGAGUACUUGGGGAUAUAUUCUGGUAGCUGCAUGCAGACUUCCACACUCAGCUCCCCACAUAGUGAGCAGAGACUCAUUCCUGAGGGACUACCUGUGCACAGCUCCUCAUCAUUAGUUCCCAGUGACAUUAAAGGGGAUUUUUGCCCAGGGGAGAAUGACAGGACUGCAUCCUCAAGGGGAGCUGUGGUCCUCUAUGGAUUACCUCUCACUGGUUGCAAUUGCAGAUAAAGUUAUAUUGCACUACUCUAAAAAUACUUUUUGAAAAGUCUAUUUAGAAAUACUUUGCAAGCACAUGUGAAUAUGUAUUUGUCCAAAGAAAUAUGUGUUAGUUGCAUUGCUUAUGAAGGAUCAUCCUGGAUUUCUUUGUUUUGCAGAUAAGAUGAUAGCCAAGUUCUUAUGUGACAGUUACUUUGAUCCUUCUGUUUGUAUAUUUAAAAGAAUGCCAAUCAAAUGAAUGGUCUGUAGAAAGCCAUGGACUUAAACAAGCUCUUGUUACAUCAUGACUUUGAAAGAGUUUUAACUUUGCAGCUUGUGUAACCUUUUGGCUGUAUCCUACCUGAAGAGCAACAUGCUAUUGGUGAAAUCAAAGGCACUGGUCAGCCUAUUUUGUUUUAAAAAAAACAAAUUUGUGAUCAAUCAACAAGAUGUGAUGUUUGUUGCCUGUUGUCAGUUUGGCACAUUUCUUUAAUACACUGCAAGCCUUGUACCUUCUUAACGUUGCCCACCAGCCUGCGUGUGAUUUCUUGUUGUCUUUCUUUUUGUACACAAUUUCAAAUGUCUGCUUUGGUGGUAAUAUCUGAGCUGGUUAUGCAUGUUUCCAGAAUUAAACACACUUCUAAGCAUCACUCUAUUAGAUAUUCUUAAGCCUCUGUCUUUGAAAUCCUAUGUUGUCGUUUUUCCAUGAGUGUUGUGAUGGGCAAGGGAAUUUCCUUGGGCAGGAUUUUAGUAUUUUAAGUUCCCUAACAUGCAGGGAUGGGGUCGGGGGGAAGGGAGACAACAAACGUCUGUUUGUUGAAAAAUGGUGAACUCCUUUUAAAUCUCUCAGUCACUCAAAAUUGAUCUCACUGAAAAUAUAACACACAGAGGCAAGGCUAAGAACACUUAUUGAUUAAAUAUUAUUCUCCUGCCACAACAAGACAAUUUAAAAUCACAAUUAAAAUAGUUUGUGAGUGAACCCCUUUUCACUAUUUCCAGAUUGUCUAUGCUGCUUUGUGUAGGUGGCCUCUGUAAAGAGCCAGUCCUGUCUUAUGCCAUGAAUAUUCCAACAUAUCUUCCUUUUCCAGACUGAUUCUGAAGUCCAUUUUUAACCUGUUGGAUUUGGCAGGCUUUAUUCUGAAAGCAACUUGUCUGUUCAUAAACAACCAAAAAAGAAUAAGGCAUGUCACAAUCAUGAAAUUGUUCUCAGUAAAUAAAAUUUAACUUCAUGUGAGUUCAUAGAAAAAUAUUAGUUUAGUUGGAUGUCAGAGCACUCAGAAUUCACUAAGGCUGAUUAAUCUGAGAGGCUGUUGUUACAUUCCUGCUGAUAACUCCCAGUACAGAACUUGCUUACCCUGUUUUUACCGUUGUUCCUCUUUGCAGGAACACCUAUGUAUUUUUCAAAAUAGCAAUGAGCUUUAACUGGAAUAGCUGCUGUAUUUGUAUUUUAAAUCCAAGUGCAAUAACCCUCAAGUUUGUUUUUUUUUUUUUUUCUAUUGCAAUUGAACCAACAGUGAAAUAAUAAGAAAAUAAUUAAGCAGUCUGCAUACAGUCUAUCAGCUAAUUUGGUCCCCUAGAGCAUAGGCUUCACCAACAAGAGGAAGAGCUGCCAGCAAAUGCACUGCAUGAUGCUAAGGUAUUUAAUAUGAAGAUAAUUCAGGAGCAUGAAGCAAAGGAGGUAAAGGAAAACUUAUUUAUUUCAUCAUUGUUAGAUUACACGUGUUACAAAACAUAAUGAAAAGCUUUGCAACUCUUUGCUCAGCAGGCAGGGUUCCCAACCAGUGGUUUAACUGACUUGUGGUUCACACAGAGCUUGAGUGCUUUGUGGCAGAAACUCUUCAGGUGACACUGACUCACUUGCAUCUGCACCUCAGCUCCCAGAGUCUGCUCCAAGCCUCUACCACCUCCUCACUGAAUGGCAACAGCAAAAGGUAUUGGCUUGUUGUUGAGCUGGGUACUUAACAAAAAUAUCUUUUUUCCAGUGGUGUUUUUGCCACAUUAAAGCACUGACCUUGCUGAUUUGCAGUUUGGUGCACUGACCAUUUCUCUGACUUGCAAAACUGUAGGCCUCAGAAGCAGACUGCAGAGCAUGUAUAUCCUUGAGCUGCACUCAUAAAAGGAGGUUUUUUGCUGCCUUUUGAAAAAAUAUGCCAAACAAAAAAGAAAAAUAUUUUUCUUCCCCAUAGGAUUUCUAGCCUUGGGACAUUUAACAAGCUCAACAAGCAAAUGUACUUGUAUCAGGAGGAGUCUGUUGUUUACAGUCAUGAGAUAAUGACUUGAUCAAAAGAAAUGAGCCUGGAGAGUAAAGCAAGACCUUUCCUACGCUGUGUUUGUAUUAUUCAGGCUGAGUGUUCCUGAACAUAUCUGUUGGGAAAUGGGAAAAAGAAAUGGGGAAGGAUUGCUUAAAUAAA